Molecule: messenger RNA, 1748 nt
Organism: Cadophora gregata
Lineage: Eukaryota; Fungi; Ascomycota; Leotiomycetes; Helotiales; Ploettnerulaceae
Exons: 3
Coding region: 282-1061 (259 amino acids)
Source: RefSeq, a predicted model, not a curated record
CAACCUUACCAGUUCGUGCCAUCGCAGCAAUCAAUUCUCGGAAUACCGGCAUCAGUCUUGACUGUAGGGCUGGCCCGGCAGAGCCUAGUAUGCAUUACGGUAAGGAGGCAGGUGCAUCAUACCAUUACGAUACGAGUGACUUCAUUUCCCUGUCCAGUACCUCAUAUGAUAAUGCUGAUAUUGCCGCUGCCAUGUCUGCCAACUUAUCCCCUCUUUCAUGACGUCCCGAUAGAUUUUCUUUUUUCCCGUCCUACUCUUGCGAUUGAAAGAAAUAAUCAAGAAUGAUGUUUCUGUUUACUGUCGCUAUUGCGCUCCUGGCGAGAUGUCUUACUGCGCAGGAAAUCCUCAACGGCCAAAUAUUUACGCCUGGCAUCGCGAUUGUCGACGCGCCGCAGCCUAACACUCCGUUAGGAGGAGAUACUCUGCAUGUCGCUCUCGAUGUCACCUCGAACGGGCAACUCCAGCUGCCACCAUACCCUUCCGAUCCCGUAUCUGCCAUCUACAACAUCACAAUCUUCCUCUCGAGUUAUACGACGGGCAAGAACUUCACCGUAUCGAAUGGCACGGCCAGCCCAGGAAACGUGAGCCUGGGAGAGAUCAUGGCGCAAGAACCAGGAAGCACAGUAAAGCAUGUCAACUGGGUAUGGCCAGAUUGUUUGGUUGGAGACGGUGCGCCGAGCGAUAAUGAUUCUGCUAGGGUUGCUUACAAUAUCUCCAUUCGCCAGAAUUUCCGUUUGAAUGGCACUGAUAUGUAUACGAUCUUUGAUCUACCUAUCAAAGUGACAAAUUCGAUACCCGAAGAUAGCAACAGGCCGUCCUGCGACAUCUUGAACAAUCCCCUUCUGGACCAGGCAGCAUUGAAUGCUUCUGCAAAUAGCUUUACCCGGAUCGCUGGAACUCCGAUUGAAGGGAAUGGCAAGAAUGGAGAUAAGAAUGGAAUAGGAGGCACCAAACCAGAUGGGACAGCUGGGGAUGGGCUUGGUGGAGCUGGGAUAUUGGACUGGGGCACGGGUGUACACAGUAUAUGGAUCGGAGCUUUUGCCCUAAUGGCUUUGCUGUAGAGCACCUUUCCACAGGCACAUCAAGAACGGAAUUUUGAUUCGAAAUAUACUGUCAUUCUGUUUCACGGCAAUUCGAUCUACCAGGCCCAUAAAGCUUCUUCUCCAUUUCAGAUCUGCGCACUUGGGAAUACAUUCCCUGGUUCUAUUCAGGUACCGACAUUUCCGGCCCGGCGAUUGCAGAUGGUCGGCUAGGUGUUUACUAUGUGGGUCGAUGAGACUCAACGUCUUAGUCAUUUGAAACUGUAUGUUCUUCUCUGAAGAACUAUCGUAAUCAUACUAUGAUUUAAUGGAAAGUCUUGCAUCAUCAGAUCUGGGGGCUUCGGGGAGCUCGUUCCCAAAUUCUCGGGCUAACGAACGAAUAUCACCUAAUGCCAUAACCUGUGUGCAAAGUUAUAUCCCCAUAUCGUCGCGUACGCUUUCUCAAGCGUGAUCCAACACGACUCUACUUAAAUCUAGUCAAUAAAAAAUAUGCAAUAUGAGGGACUAAUCCCUCGAGAACAAAGGAAUCAAACCAAUCAAGCAUCUUUCGAAAUUGGGCUUCUGCUCGUAUGGAAUUGACCGCUUUCAUGGGAUCCGUGGGUGUUAAGGUUUGUAUCAGUGGUAAAUUACCUGAAGCUUCCGUGGGUUCCACAACAGCUCCUGAGUACUCUUCUGAUUCGUGCUGAGCCAUGAUGGAGCUGACGGAGC